Messenger RNA from Schistocerca americana (American grasshopper), 1374 nucleotides. RefSeq lists its product as uncharacterized. Gene Ontology annotation, molecular function: olfactory receptor activity; odorant binding. Gene Ontology annotation, cellular component: plasma membrane. The transcript is spliced from 6 exons. The coding region runs from base 1 to 1374 and encodes 457 amino acids. Gene Ontology annotation, biological process: detection of chemical stimulus involved in sensory perception of smell; sensory perception of smell. The record is from RefSeq and is a predicted model, not a curated record. NCBI's taxonomy places the organism in Eukaryota, Metazoa, Arthropoda, Insecta, Orthoptera, Acrididae.
AUGGAGGCGGAGGCGAAGUCGCUGUUGGGCCCCAGCGGGGCGGCGCUGCAGCAGCUGGGGGUGUGGCGCCCCCCCGCCUCCGGGCCGGCCGGCCCCCGACUGCUGAGUGCGCUCUUCAUCGUCGCCACCAACGCGCUCGUGUGCGCCGCCAGCGCUGUCCAGCUCGCCAUCGACACCCCGACGGACCCCGAGACGCUGCGCGACGUCUUCUUCCAGACCACUUGCAGCUGCGCCUGGGGCCUCAGGGAUGAUCCAAAAGUGCCAAAGAGACCUAUAGCACUGUUUUUAGGAGGGUCAGGAGCAGAAGGAUGCCGACAAGACAUCCCUGCUCGGCAACCCUAUUUCCACCGGGUGCUGCCGCUGACGUCCGUGUCGCUGUGGGCUCUGGGUCCGGUGACUGGCGCUCCAGAGUCGGUGAUGAUGGGCAACUCCACAAUGGUGGUGCGUCGCGAGCCACUGGUCCUCUGGCUGCCGCUCGACACCCAGCAGUCGCCCACCUACGAGGUCGUCUUCGCACUGCAGGUCGUCGGCGUCGUCGCCAUAUCCGAGAUAAGCAUCCUCCUCGACAUCUUCUUCGUCUGCCUCAUGAUCCACGUCAUGGCCGAGAUUGCUGUUCUCAACAAGAACGUCACCAGUAUACGCUUGUUCGGGCAGAAUGGACACCGCAAUCAGCUGCAUGAAGCGAGAGAUGUGACUGCCGCUGGUCGACAGAGAUAUAAUGACGGAGAGCAGUACACAGACGGCGACGAGUCUGUCGAAUGGACAUCUGCAGUAACUGAACCACUUCCGAACAGCACAUUUGUCUCCUCGCAGGACGUGGAUGACGCAAAGAGACGACUAUACGCCAUUUUAAAGAUGAACAUUCAACACCAUCAGGCUAUUAUGUUGUGCGUCAACGAGCUGGAGGAAGGGAUGAGUAAGUCCACGUACAUCAUUCUGCUAGUGAACGCCCUUACCAUUUGUUUACAUGCCUUCGGAUUUGUUGAGCUUUUCCAAGGAGGCUGGAAAGGACCAGCCGUGGUGAAGAGGCUGCUCGCUUGCCCCAUCUAUAUGGCGGAGACUGCACUCUUCUGCCACUUCGGACAAUCACUGACGGACCAUACAACUAUUUCCUGCACAAUACCUGGUGGUGUAUAUCUGACAGGAAAGCUUACACGGCUAAUGUGCGUCGUGUGUGUCUGUUACCAGAGCGAGCGCCUGCUGGACUCUGCUUUCAGCUGCGGCUGGCCAGACGCCGACGGUCGUUUCUGCAGUGCCCUUCUCAUCUUCAUGCAACAGGCGUCGCAGCCUCUCAAGAUCAGGGUAGGCAAGAUCUUCACACUGUCCAGGAACUCUUUCUUACAGGUGUGUAAACUUUUGUCAGAAAUAACAUGA